AUGUAUGCAGCUUCUUCACUGAAAUCUGGAAAUGUUCUUCAAACCCAUAUUUGCAAAUUGAAUCAAUCCCCUUGGGACGUGAUGAGCUUUUCUCCAUCAUCAUAUCCUCCGCCACCACCUCCUCCACCGUCGUUCAAGGUCAAUGGAACUGAUAAUUUAGCGGGAAAUGGAAGCUUGGGAGAACCUAAUGCAGCUUUUCAUAGUGCUGCAUCACUGAAAAUUGCCGCGGAGAAUGAACUGACUGGAGAGAUCAAAGCUGUAAAAUGGGAUAAUUCCAAUGGCGAAGGCGAUGGCGGCAAUCUGAGAAGCUCUGCCCAUGAGGACUCGGAGGAAGGGCCUGAGAAUCCCGGGUUAAAGAAGGAAAUGCAGAUUGUAUAUUGUGUCAAGACUGAUGGGAAAGCAUGGAAAUGCAAGAGGGAGGCGGCCGAAGGGAACUCUUUGUGCAAGCACCACUUAUCUCAAGUGCGAAACUGCAACUUGUCUCUUCCAGCAGCAAAGAAACAAGAUAAAGUGGUGGCUGACUCUCCGCUCAAGCCACUGGGCGAGAAGGCAGCUUCAACGUCAAAUUCGAAUGAAUUUUACUACUAUUCAGGUUUUGGACCGCGUUGGGGCAAGAAAAGAGGCGAGAACAAUCGAGUUAGUAGUAGUACUCUAGUAGAGCAAGAAUGUGAAACGAUAUCAUCCACAUUCUCUGAAAUUGACAAAGAGAAAUUCGAGAUCGAGUAUGAGGAAGACAAGGAGGGUGAUGAGAGUAGGAGGAAAAGAGCUCGAAAGCCAAUUAAAUAA
Messenger RNA from Olea europaea var. sylvestris, 786 nucleotides. RefSeq lists its product as uncharacterized. The transcript is spliced from 3 exons. The coding region runs from base 1 to 786 and encodes 261 amino acids. The record is from RefSeq and is a predicted model, not a curated record. Lineage: Eukaryota; Viridiplantae; Streptophyta; Magnoliopsida; Lamiales; Oleaceae.